This is a messenger RNA of Rubroshorea leprosula, 1822 nucleotides long. The record is from the annotation of a GenBank genome assembly. NCBI's taxonomy places the organism in Eukaryota, Viridiplantae, Streptophyta, Magnoliopsida, Malvales, Dipterocarpaceae.
CUGCUCUGUCUCUUUUUCUCCCCUGCAGCCGGAAAUGAGCACAGCCAUCACCGACGCCUCCACCUGAGAAAUUGAAAAUUUCCCAGAUCUGCUGUCUUCUUCCUCCCCUGCCGCCGAUUGCUGCUGGGUGUGAGCUUCGGUUUUCCUGUCCCCGCGAAAGCCUCCAAUUUUUUCGCCAGCUCUUCCCCAUACCCGCUAGCUCCAGCCUUGCUUGCUAAGGAUUUCUGAUGGCCCCAAAACGGCGUGGGCGCCCAAGGGGUGGUCGUAAGGAUCAGGGCACUCCUCCGAUCCCAGAUGCUAGUCCCCUUGCCCAAGCUGUUCUGCAGGAGGGAGGGACGAGUAAUCCUCAGAUAGCCACUUUUGUUCAGAAACUUAUGGCAGAGAUAAGACGCCAAGCAUCUCCUACCACAAGUGUGCCACCUCCAUCCCCAGUGGUUUCCACUCCUACGGUCCCUGCUCCAAUUUCCCCUGUUCCUAUUUCUUCUGCUCCUACGGUGUCUAGCUGGAAGGUCUAUACAGAAUUCCAAAAGGUGGUGACCAAGAGAUUCAAUGGUACCGCAGGUUUUGAGCAGGUGGGGUCGUGGAUUACCAAGCUGGAGCGGGGAUUCCACCUACUGAAGAUUGUUGACGACCUUAAGGUCGAUGUAGGCAGUUAUAUGCUUACUGGUGAAGCAUUAACUUGGUGGGAGAAUUAUCUGAAGCUACAUCAAGGAGAGCCUGAAUUGAGCACCUGGGAUGGCUUUAAAAAGGUGUUCAUGCAAGAGAACAUACCAGAUAGCAAAAGGCGAGAACUGCAAAGGGAAUUUGCAGAUCUAAAGCAAGGGUCAAGUACUGUUGAGCAGUACAAGAAGGAGUUUGACCGCUAUCUGCCUUUUGUGGGUAGUCAAGUUGAGGAUGAGCCAGCCAAGGCUGAUAAAUUUUUAUGGGGCUUGAAUCUUGAUAUUUAUCUGGCGGUGAAUCAAUUUAAACCUGUCACUUAUCGAGAGGCAGUGAACAGAGCCAUAGAUCAGGAGAAGGCUAUGGCUAGAGUCAAGUCCUCAGGACAGCAUAGUGCUAGGUCAUCCCUUGGGAAGAGAAAAUUUGAUGGGAGCUAUAGGUCCCUUGUCCUUGCACCGCCUAAGUCUGAGAUCAACAAGGGUUAUAAAGGGCUAGGAGCCACCAAGAUUGUGAGCCAGGCAUCAAUGGCCCAACAUGCUCGUCUUACUCAGCUUACUUGCCACGUUUGUGGGAAGGUUGGGCACACCCGGGAUCAGUGCCACACUGUUACUGGGGCUUGUUUCAAAUGUGGCAAGCAGGGACAUCAAAUUGCAAAUUGUCCACUACUAGACCCCAAAGCUCAAAGUACUCAACCUACCUCUCCGCAGAGUUCUACUAGUCAGGGGGCACAGAAACAGAGUACCGGGGUUAGGACAAGAGCCCAGCAAGCGAGAGUGCAAGUGAUGACUCACAAGGAAGCUGCGGCUACCGACGUAAUCACGGGUACCUUGCCUGUUAACUCUGAUUAUGCACAUGUUUUAUUUGAUUCGGGUGCCUAAUAAGUGAGAGACUAAAAGUGUCAUAGUAUAAGUUCACUUUUGAAGCUUUUCAACUGGACUGUUUUAGAUUGGCUCAAAAAAAUCUGGACUGUUUUAGAUUGGCCCAAAAAAAUCUGGACUGUCUGGCCCAAAAAAAUCUGAACUGUUUUAGAUUGGCCCAAAAAAAUCUGGACUGUUUUAAAUGGUUAUGGGCUAAGGGUUGUAGCCCAUGGGUUGUAUACUUAUUUGGGUCUUUUUGGUCUUUGAUAUUUUAAGGGCAAUCCUACAAGUAAAAUGUCACCUAUUUU